ACUUCAUUCAACUUCCGUCACCGUGACCUGGGUUGCUUUAAGUUCGCUGUCUCAACCUCAUUCUCUACUAUUCGCACAAAAUCUCUCCUGGUCUACCCUUGAUUAUUCACGCCUUGUCUCCACAUUGAAAACUGGUAACCAGGAAUCAUGUCGAUCUCGAAGGACGCAACGUCUUUCAAUUACCAGACGCGUCACGACGUCAACGUGUUGCCACCUGAAUUGUUUCUUUCAAUUCAGCGAAUACUGGACGCACAGGCUGCUAAGGAUGAGGUUUCAUUUGAAGCUGCUUCUGGCGAGCUUGACACCGUGUAUCUUCAAUUGACAUACUACGUGGUAGAGGCUUCGCUUGGACAAUUGGAGUCAGUACAAUCUGGGCUUGCGGACAAGGAACGAGAGCUUCAAAAGCAGAUAGAUGAGCUCCAGCAAGAACUCCGUACGGACCAAGACCCUAACCGGAUGCAGCUCAUACAAGAAAUGAUCUCAGAUCUUCUUGGACAAAUAUCGCGUAUACGAGAAAAGGCUACAGAAUCUGAGGCGGUAGUGCGGAGUAUCACGAAAGAGAUACAAGUACUCGAUUUGGCCAAGAAGAAUCUGAUACUUUCCAUGACCACGUUAAAACGACUGCAAAUGCUAGUGAGCGCAUUCAGCCAACUCGAGGGUCAAGUCAAGAGCAGCCAGUAUGCGGACAUUGCCCAGUCAUUGGCAGCAGUCAAGCAAAUCUGCGAUUCAUUCAAGCCGUACAUGUCCGUACCACGAAUUUCGCAGAUUCGGAGACGUGUCCAAGAGCUACAGUCGGAACUGAAAUCCAAGAUCGACAUGGAAUGGGAGAAAUUCUAUGCGCAAGAUCCCGCCAGACCCGUCAAGCCAUCCACCGUGGCAGCGGCAUGUCAAGUCAUUGAUGUCAUCGGAAGCGACAUUCGCGCUCAGUUUGUCGACCGUUAUGUCGCGUUGGAACUCAAAGAAUAUCGGCGGAUAUUCCGUGCCACUGAUGAAGCAGGCCAACUGGAUAAUCUAUCUCGUCGGUUCGCAUGGUUCAGGAGAUUACUACAGACUCAUGAGAAUGAGACUGGCAGAGUCUUCCCUGCAGAAUGGAGGGCGGCUUGGUAUCUAGUUGCCAAGUUUGCUGAAAUUACCAGGGAUGACAUGACUGUGUUAUUAUCAAAAGCAGGUUCGAAGUUGACAGUGAAACAGCUUCUCGAUACAUUGCAGGAAACACUAGAGUUCGAAAACUCUAUUCGGCAACGAUAUGCCACUCCGUUCGAAGAUAUUCUGAAGACAACUCAACCGGCCGUCGCAACUCGACCGUCGCGUACAAUAUCGUCUGCUUUUGAGCCUCAUAUGGGCGUAUUCAUCGAUGCCCAAGACAAAGUUCUAUCGGACAUGUUGUCACAAUAUCGUGGUGCGAAGUCUCGCCCGUCAUUGGAAGCCGCGGCGCCAUCCCCGGGGGAUGACUCAUCUACACCAGUCCUAGUUCUUCCAAGCUCAACGGAAUUGUUCUAUGUCUAUGCACAGAUCUUGGACCAAUGUGCUACCCUCUUUACUGGGCAACCCUUGUUCGAUCUCUGUAAUUUGUACAAGAAAUGGCUUCGUAUUUAUGCAGAGGACGUCCUAGUUGCUAGUAUGAAGCGGCCAUCCGUAACUUCCAGGAAGUCAAUAGAAACUCGAUUCGAGCCGAGUGAAUUAAGGAAUGCUUGUAAGUUAGUCAACACGGCAGACUAUUGCCACGCUACAGCAUUGGAGCUCGAGGAAAAGAUCCGGGAGAAGAUCAACGCUGAUUUCAAAGAACGUGUCUCACUUCAAGAAGAAUGUGAUAUCUUCGUAGGAGUUAUAUCUUCCGCUAUCCAAGUGCUCGUCCGAGAGUUCGAAGCUGCAUGCGAUCCUGCCUUUAUCAACAUGAGCCGGACUGCGUGGUCCACACUAGAUCUUGUUAGUGGCCAAUCGGGCUAUGUGGACGAGUUGACCAAGGCUAUGGAGCAAGUCGUCGAUAUCAUUAAGCCAUUGAUCGAACAGAAGAAGUAUCUGCGUAACUUCUUCGACAAAGCCGCAAGCGUGGUAUUUGCCAAGUUCACGAACGCGUUAGUCAAGAGUCGUCCUCUGAAAGAGAUUGGAGCAGAACAGCUUCUCAUUGACUUGCAAGCUCUGAAGGCUUCUCUGCUGCGGCUUCCUGGAGAGUCGCUCUCGACUACCAAUUAUACUCGUAGCGUCACCAAGAACACAACCCGGUUAGAGGCGUUGCUCAAGGUUAUCGUAACUCCAGCGGAUCCUGCUGAGGGUUUCAUCCUGAAUUACACCCUUCUCAUCGGCGAUGCUUCGUUCUCGAACUUCCAGAAGAUUCUUGAUCUCAAAGGAACACCUCCAGCUGAACAGAACGACCUCAUGGAUUCCUUUCUCACAAUUACGAGCACGAAAACUAACCUUGAAAGCACCUCGUUUCUAUCAUCUCUUGAUAUGGAUCCUGGACAGGCUGCAAGUCUAACCAGCCCUCCCAGCAGUCGAGUAUCACUUCUAUCUGGUGGCGCUGGUGAAGGAAUUUUGGCAGCGUUGGGCUCUCCUCCUUUGUCAACUCCUAGUGGAUCUGACACGCCUCCAAGAACGGAUCAUACUUCAAAGUUUACGGACUUCCGGCGGUUUGUUAGUUUCGCCGUUAGAAGGGACUCAAUGCCGCCGUCGUAGUCGUACAUAUGGGACAUCACACAUUGUAUCGACGCGAUAUACCAGAGGGCAUACACAUAUCUUGAUUUACCCGUUAUCAUACGUUUCACACUGACGGACAAAGCGUCAGGCCAGUAAUCAACAUACCAGUAUUUGCGAGCGAAUGCAUGUGGUGGGUCAGUAUGUGGAUGCAGAUAGCAUUGCAGCCAAAGAGACCGAUCCUUCAAUAGAAGACCGUACAAUUCACACUCACUCUGCACUCGGCUUAGCGGUCGCACACUCAGUGUUUAAUGCGGCACUAUGCGAUAAAGCACGAGGCGGGACACAUGUCUGCAGGGGGAUCAUAAUACAAACGUAAUAUCCAACG
Somion occarium is the source of this 3019-nucleotide messenger RNA. The record is from the annotation of a GenBank genome assembly. NCBI's taxonomy places the organism in Eukaryota, Fungi, Basidiomycota, Agaricomycetes, Polyporales, Cerrenaceae.